This is a messenger RNA of Closterium sp. NIES-65, 1716 nucleotides long. Lineage: Eukaryota; Viridiplantae; Streptophyta; Zygnematophyceae; Desmidiales; Closteriaceae. The record is from the annotation of a GenBank genome assembly.
AUGCAGCAGGCUUUGCUCUCGUCUCCAACGCCAUCCAUGCACGUGGCUCUGUGUGUUGUGGCUGUCCGUGCUGCCAUGCCUUGCCCACUCACUCCUGCCGUGUGUGUGCGGUGGGGAGGGGUGUGGGGUCAGCACCGCCAUUCCCCCACGCUCCUCCCCUGUGGCUGUGCAGGCCACAUCGUGAGCAGCAGUGGCAGACGGACGGACGUGGGGCAGCAUCAGCGUUCUCCUCAUGCCCCAAGCCACUGGCGCCAGCAGACAACACCCGGUGGCCACAUCGUGAGCAGCAGUGGCAGACGGACGGACGUGGGGCAGCAUCAGCGUUCUCCUCAUGCCCCAAGCCACUGGCGCCAGCAGACAACACCCGGUGUGGCCCUCCUUUCGCUCUUCCUCAAUUCACCGCGCUUGCAUGCAUGCGCUCCCUUCCAUCAUGCUGACUCCCUCCCACUCACUUCCUCUCCCUCCCACUCACUUACUCUCCCUCCCACUCACUGCCUCUCCCUCCACUCCCAUCCCCUCCCCUCCCUUCCCCUCCCCUCCCCUCCCCUCCCUUCCCCUCCCCUCCCUUCCCCUCCCUUCCAGCCCCCCUCGCAGGACCUCAGGAGCAGCACUGCUGGUCGCCUGAGACGCCAUGCCAUGCCUGCUGCCCAUGCUGCUCUCACGCCAUCAGCUAAGUACCCGUUCCUCCAUGCCCUCACCCUUGCCUGCCACACCCUUGUGGCUGUGCCUUCGCCAGUGGCUCCUCCCUCUUCUCUUGCGUUGGAGUUGAAGUCAUGGUUACCCAUCCAACUUGCUGCCGCCACCGUGCUCUCACUAGCUCUGUGUGCGCGCAUUGCAGGGACGCACACCGGAAGGCGGGGAGAGGGGCGGCCAUUGAGGGAGGCAGCUGGUGGUGCUGCAGCUGCCUUGAUCUCGCGCUCACCCAUCAGUGGAGGGGAGGGGCGCUGGGGUCAACACCGAUACUUCCCCAUGCCCCUCCCCUGUGGCCGUGCAGGGACUCAUGGGGACGGGAGGGAGACAGCAGCAUGGCAAUCCCACUGCAGCAAGGGAGAGUAUCAGGAUGGGCCUGGUCUCUCAAGGUCACUCGCAAUGCAGCAGAGACAACUGACGGUUAAGCCAUUCUUAGACCUUACUGUCCCAUCAGGUACAACCCCUACAGCAGGUUUAUCCCCUCAGGUUUUCUUUAAGGCUCUGUGUUCAUUGGACGUGGAGGGGAGGGGCGCUGGGGUCAACAUCGACACUUCCCCACGCCCCUCCCCUGUGGCCGUGCAGGGACUCUUGGGGACGGGAGGGAGGGACGCAUCGCUGCAGCAGGUGGCAAUGGCUGCCACAAGGGAGAGUAUCGGGUGGCCCCUUCCCUCCACUUCCCCCUACGAGAAGUGGAGGGAGGGGCGUGGGGGUCAGCACCGACGCUCCCCCGCGCCCCUUCCUUGUGGCCGUGCAGGUACCCACGGGGAUGGGAGGGCGGCAGCAAUGCAGAAGCUUGCAGUUGGUGCCACGAGGGAGAGUAUUGGGGUGGGCUGGCCUCUCAAGGUGAGGUGUGGUGAUUUGAUUCCCUCCUCUCUCUUCCUCCCUCCCUUUCUCUCCUGCAGGCUGAAGCAGCACCCUGCCUGGACCACAGAGGAGCCUCUCCCUCCCCUGAUCCCCCCUUCUCUCUCCACUUCCCAGCAGCCUCAGCAUCAUGGCGCUCUGCACGGCUGUGGUAAGUGGAGGUAA